Messenger RNA from Drosophila hydei, 2331 nucleotides. RefSeq names its product zinc finger protein 236. The record is from RefSeq and is a predicted model, not a curated record. The transcript is spliced from 2 exons. NCBI's taxonomy places the organism in Eukaryota, Metazoa, Arthropoda, Insecta, Diptera, Drosophilidae. The coding region runs from base 82 to 1230 and encodes 382 amino acids.
AUUUUAAGUUUGAAAAUUUUGUGCGAUUUUAAAUUUCAAAAUUGUGUGAGCAAAAUCCGAAGAUGUCAAAGUCAAUGCGGAAUGUGCGCACCCGAUAUGAAUUCGAAGCGUAUUAAAUACACAACGCUGUCCAGCCCGACAGAUGCCCCGUCCAAGGAGGAAAUUGUGCCAGUUAUCAUACAACAUGAAACAGAGGAUGUAGAUGGUAGUGGGGAGUCGACACAGUAUACAUAUGCCUAUACGACCAACGAGGAUGACGACACGGAAACGGCUGUGGUGACGCUCAGCGACCGAGAUCACGAGGCACUGGCUAAUGCCCAGGAGGUGAUCAUCGAUGAGAACGGGCACGCAGUCACGCUGCAGCAGCUGGUGGAGAACAGCACUGUAGAGGAGGUGGAGACAAUUGAGCAGGGCGAUGGCACACAUACCAUAUUGCACAUUGUGCCUAAUAUGGAGGACGAUGCCGACGAUGAGGAUGAGGAUGAAGAUGGGGAGGCCAUUGAACACGAUGAGGAUGAAAUUGUGGGUGUGGAGCAUGAGGAAGGCGAGGAGCCAGACGACGAGGAAGAUGAAAUGGGCUCAAUCGUCUUCGAAGGCAUUGAUCACAGUCCCGAAUCGGAUUCACAGUCACGCAAUAAAACUUUCUACUGUCCCAAUUGUGGCAAUUGCUAUAGCGCAGCCGGCUCUUUAAAGCUUCACAUGCGCGCCUGCUUGCGCCAGCGCAACGAGGUCUCUGCCGAGGAUCGCAAGUGCAAGGUGUGCAGCAAAAUUUUCAAUUCGGUAGCCUAUCUCAAGGAGCAUAUGAUGCGGCACACAGGCGAACAGCCAUUUCGCUGCACUCGCUGCUACCGCAAGUUCGUCGACGAGGCCAAAUAUAAUACGCACAUGGACUCGCACAAGCAUCAGGACAAACUAGAGGCCGAGGCAGAGGCACUGGCCGCUCAGCAUGGUGGCAAGAAGGUUGUCGUCAAGGAGUUCACCUGCUCUUUCUGCUCACAAAACUUCACUGUCGUUUUCGAUGUGGGACAGGUGAAACGGCGCUAUGCCUGCGACGCCUGCCGCGACAAAUACUCAAAUGCCGAAGCACUGCGCAAGCACAAACAGCAGGUGGAGGAGAAGCGCGAAUUCAGCUGCGAACGUUGCGGUCGCAAAUUCGUCUUUGAAGGUUUCCUCCAACGCCAUCUGCCCACCUGCGAUGGCAGCAUCAAGCGACGCCGCGACAUGAAGUAGAGGUGGCAGCAACGUGAUGGCAGUUGGCGGCGCAGGCGCAAAAGAUCUGACAAAGCACUCGAAUGUGAUUUAGAAGAGCAGCAGCAGCUGGAAGAGGAGCAAGAGCAGGAUGAGGAACAAGUGCUAAUAUCGCCACCAAUGCGUUACGUUGUUAUAAAACAAGAGGAGCUUGAGGAGCUGGAGGAAGACGUCGAGGAUCAGUCCUAGAGGCUGGCCAAUGAAAUUGAAAACUUUGAUUACAUACACACACACACACACGAUUUCUUUCUUUAACACACAGACAGAGACAGAGGGAGGAGCUAUAGUUAAAUACUAGCUUUUAGGCAGUCCAAUGCGUUUCCAGCUGGCAAUAUAAUUAUACACACACACACACACACCUUUACGCUCUUUUCAUUCUUGCAUAGCUGGGGCCCACAAUACAUAUAUAUAUAUAUAUAAGCUAUGUCGACGAGCAGUUAAUCUAACUUUAUAUAUAUAUAUGAAUAUAUAUUUUUUUUUUAACUAUGUAAUAAUUAUAAGAAUUUGUUAUGGGAGAAAUGUCGAGGCAUACAUAUACAUAGACCUGUGGAUACUUCGCGUUCCAUCGUGUCCGGCGAUCUGUACUCUCCAUCUGGAUCACAUCUUCACUGAUUAUAGCCCAUUGCGUGCGAACCCCUCUAGAGAAUAUGCAACACCUAAAUUCAUUGAAAUUUAGUUCAAUAAAUAACAAAAACAAAAGAGAAAGAAACAACAUGAAACAUAAAGCAACAAGCAAUCUUUCUACAUCCUUGCAGAGGUUAUAACAAUAUAUUUUUUAUAUCAAAACUAACUGAAUGUACCAUAUUCGAGUCAAUAGAGAACUGUCCGUCCGCUCGCAUGGUUCCAUGCCAUUUUGAUUCCUAUUCUUAAUCAAUGUUCAGAUUUUCCAAUUCAAUGCACACAACUAUCGGAAUCGUAAUACUAUAUAAUUAUAUAGUCAUGUCUGUUCUUUUAACUUUCCCAUUUAUAAAAUACAUAUUUAUCAACGUCGAACUCUUUUGUCAGUGCAAAAUUACACAGAUCUGCUCCGCUUCAAGGAUAUUUUAAGAAUACAAACAUCAUAUAAAGCCCAACGAAAGUAAU